AUGUCCAUCGACGACAUCUCCUUCCGAACAGAACUUCGCAACACAAAAGUCCUAGAAGGGCCCUUCCCAUCCCUCAACUUCGACAAAUUCCCCCCGACCCCACAAGAUGCCUUCAAGAACUGGUUCCACGAAGCCGUAACAGCAAACGUGCGUGAACCACACGCCAUGACGGUCUCAACAGUCAACGAAGAAGGAUGCCCAGACGCGCGUGUCCUAAUACUCAAAAACGUCGACAGUCGCGGCUGGCAUUUCGCCGUCAAGUCUGACAGCCCCAAAGGCAAACAGUUGGCUGGGAACGGGGCUACGGCCUUGACAUUCUAUUGGCCUUUGCUUGCUAGGCAGGUGAGAGUUAGGGGGACUGCUGUUGCAUUGCCUGAUGGGGAGAGUGCGCUGGAUUACCAGGCUAGACCUGUUGCUUCGAGGGUUAGUGCUGUUGCGUCGGAGCAGAGCGAGGUUCUUGGCAACCGGAAGGAUUUGGAGAAGAAGUUGGUUGCUACCGAGGAGGUGUUGAGGAGGGAUUCUUUGGCUGGAGUUGAGAAGUGGAGAGUUUAUGCUGUUGAUGCUAGUUCUGUUGAGUUUUGGCAGGGCGAUGCCAAUCGGCUUCAUCAGCGGUUGCGGUACGUUUGGAGUAAAGAUGAUUGUCAAUGGGUCAAGCAUUUGCUUUGGCCUUAG
This is a messenger RNA of Penicillium antarcticum, 672 nucleotides long. RefSeq names its product pyridoxine/pyridoxamine 5'-phosphate oxidase. Lineage: Eukaryota; Fungi; Ascomycota; Eurotiomycetes; Eurotiales; Aspergillaceae. The record is from RefSeq and is a predicted model, not a curated record. Gene Ontology annotation, molecular function: FMN binding; pyridoxamine phosphate oxidase activity. The transcript has a single exon. Gene Ontology annotation, biological process: pyridoxine biosynthetic process. The coding region runs from base 1 to 672 and encodes 223 amino acids.